Messenger RNA from Schizosaccharomyces cryophilus OY26, 1560 nucleotides. Its product is annotated as NAPDH dehydrogenase old yellow enzyme. NCBI's taxonomy places the organism in Eukaryota, Fungi, Ascomycota, Schizosaccharomycetes, Schizosaccharomycetales, Schizosaccharomycetaceae. The record is from RefSeq and is a predicted model, not a curated record. The transcript is spliced from 2 exons. Gene Ontology annotation, molecular function: NADPH dehydrogenase activity; FMN binding. The coding region runs from base 1 to 1560 and encodes 519 amino acids.
AUGACAGCUGGCUUAGAACAAUCAAAUUUAUUUAAACCGAUUAUUGUUGGUAAAAAUACACUAGAUCAAAGGGUAGUUUUUGCUCCUACAACAAGAUUCCGUGCUGUAGAUGAUCAUACUCCAAGCGACUUGAUGCUACAAUACUAUUCGGAUAGAGCACAAGCUCCUGGUUCGUUGAUCAUUACGGAAGCCACCUUCAUUUCUCCUCGCGCUGGCUUAUACCCUAACAUUCCUGGUAUUUGGAACGACAAACAUGUUCAAGGAUGGAAAAAGAUUACUGAUGCAGUACAUGCUAAAGGUAGUUAUAUGGCGUGUCAAGUUAUGUUCUUAGGAAGAGUUGGAUCCCCGGAGCUUUUGAAAAAGCAUGGGUUGGAUUUGAUUUCUCCCUCUGCUAUAUACAAAUGCGAGGAGUCCAAGAAGGCUGCAGAAGCUGCAGGCAAUCCUGUGAGAGCAUUGACUGAAGAAGAAAUCAAGGGCAUUAUUUAUGAAGAUUACAAGAAUGCAGCAAUCAAUGCUAUGGAAGCUGGAUUUGAUUACGUGGAAAUUCAUAGUGCACAUGGAUACAUGCUUGAUCAAUUCCUACAGCCCGCUACGAAUCAAAGAACAGAUAACUAUGGUGGCUCUAUUGAAAAACGCGCAAGAAUCGUUCUUGAAAUUAUUGACCUCUUAAGUGACACAAUCGGCGCUGAAAAGCUUGCAAUCAGAUUGUCUCCUUGGGCUAAAUUCCAAGGAAUGAAAGCUGAACAAGAUACUGUACAUCCUAUUACUACAUUUAGUUAUAUUGUAAAUGAGCUUCAGAAGCGUGCAAACAAUGAAAUCAAGGGCAUUAUUUAUGAAGAUUACAAGAAUGCAGCAAUCAAUGCUAUGGAAGCUGGAUUUGAUUACGUGGAAAUUCAUAGUGCACAUGGAUACAUGCUUGAUCAAUUCCUACAGCCCGCUACGAAUCAAAGAACAGAUAACUAUGGUGGCUCUAUUGAAAAACGCGCAAGAAUCGUUCUUGAAAUUAUUGACCUCUUAAGUGACACAAUCGGCGCUGAAAAGCUUGCAAUCAGAUUGUCUCCUUGGGCUAAAUUCCAAGGAAUGAAAGCUGAAGAAGAUACUGUACAUCCUAUUACGACAUUUAGUUAUAUUGUAAAUGAGCUUCAGAAGCGUGCAAACAAUGGUAAGCAGCUUGCUUAUCUUUCCCUUGUGGAACCUAGGGUCCAAGGAAUUUUUGAUGUCAACGCAUCUGACAUUGUUGGUUCCAACGACUUUAUCAAGAAAUUGUGGAAAGGAGCCAUUUUGCAUAGUGGUAAUUAUACUUAUGACAGUCCUGAGUUUAAGUUAUUGAAGGCUGAUGUUAAUGUUGACAACCGUACUAUGAUUGGAUUCUCGAGAUAUUUUACAUCAAAUCCAGAUUUAAUUGAGAGAUUAAAGAAAGGUCUUGAGCUUACUCCUUACGUUCGUUCUUUGUUCUAUGCUACUAACAACUAUGGUUAUAACACUUUCGCAAAUUAUGGCAAGGAAUUGCAAUUUGAUCUCAAAGCAGAAGAAAAGAGACGUCCCGUUUCUUUGAUCUGA